This is a messenger RNA of Planococcus citri (citrus mealybug), 3384 nucleotides long. RefSeq names its product tyrosine-protein phosphatase non-receptor type 61F-like. Gene Ontology annotation, cellular component: cytoplasm; nucleus. Bases 700 to 2271 code for a protein of 523 amino acids. The record is from RefSeq and is a predicted model, not a curated record. Gene Ontology annotation, biological process: peptidyl-tyrosine dephosphorylation; negative regulation of receptor signaling pathway via JAK-STAT; negative regulation of ERK1 and ERK2 cascade. Lineage: Eukaryota; Metazoa; Arthropoda; Insecta; Hemiptera; Pseudococcidae. The transcript is spliced from 9 exons. Gene Ontology annotation, molecular function: non-membrane spanning protein tyrosine phosphatase activity; protein kinase binding.
AAAUGAUAAUAAAUUGUUAUUGUUCUUGUUCGCAUUCAAAAAAGGCAUCGUGCCACCAUCAAUCAUCAAUUAAAUCAAAUAAUUAUGAAAUGAUAAACCGAUUCAGUGAAAAGACAAUCGAUUAGUAUGUGUUUUAAAUGGAAUUAACGCGCUAUAGAUACAUAAUUGUGUAAAGUGUGAACAUCGUCGAUAAGGAUAAUCGGUAAUUGAUAAGUAUAUUACUCUCGCUAGCGUUGUUCAUUGGUGAGCGUGAACGGCGAACGCGGCCGCGGCGAAUGGUAUCGCAGUAAUCAGUUCUGUCGUUGAGCACUUGUUGGGUACUUUGCUCGAACAAAAAAAUUUACGUUGUGAAAUUCAACGUCUCAUCCCUGUGUCCGAGAGCGUUGCGUCGACUCUUCGAGAACCAUAGUAGAAGCCAGUUACGUUGAGAAUAGAUCCGGAGUAUUGGCUGCCGGCUGAAAAUCUCGUAGUCAUCGCAGACCAGCUUACGUAAGCGACUUUCUCGCAAAUCAACAACGAUUCACGCCACGUAUACGGCGUUUGACGCUCUCUACGAAUGAUGUUCAGAAUGAUUGAAAAUUGUCGCUAGAAGUCGCUACCUAUCUACCUACUCGUCGCUUUAUUCGAGAUUUUCAUCAUUACCUAGGUGUAUAUCGAUCGGUUGUAUUAGUCGUAAUUGUUUGCAAUCCGAUAUCGAUCAUGACGCUCGAGACGGAAAAUUCAAAGUCGCCGCAACUAACUAACAAGCUGGAAUUGGAAUUUGACGCCAUCGAGAAGAAAAAUCUAUGGCCUUACUUGUUCCACCAAAUCAAAAGCGAGUCGAUGAAAAAUGAUUUCUCAACAGACGAAGCGAAAAAGUCGACCAAUAGAUGGUUGAAUCGUUACCGAGAUGUGAAUCCGUACGAUCACAGCAGAGUAGUGCUGACCAAAAGCGAAUUCAGCUACAUAAACGCUAGUUAUAUCACGGUGGAGGAAGCUAAGAGAAAUUACAUUCUAACGCAAGGUCCUUUGCCCAAUACGAUAGUUCAUUUUUGGUUGAUGAUUUGGGAACAGAACAGCAAAGCCAUCAUCAUGCUAAACAAACUGAUCGAGAAAAACCAGGUGAAGUGCAAUCAGUACUGGCCCAGUUCAACGGCGGAUACCGAUCAAAGCACGCUGGACAAUGGUAACGCAAACGGCAGCGUCAGCGACGGUGGUAGCGCGUUAGAAUUACCAGAUGUCGCCCUUCGGAUAGAAUUGAUAUCGGAAAAGACGUAUUCCGAUUACGUUGUACGCGAAUUAAGACUGACGAAUACGGAAUUACAACAGAGUCGCGAAAUUCUGCAGUAUCACUACGUGACUUGGCCCGAUUUCGGUGUACCGUCGAGUCCUCUCGCAUUUCUAAAAUUUUUACGUGAUAUACGCCAAAGUGGCGCUUUCGAUUCCGCCUACGGUCCUCCCAUUGUGCAUUGUUCAGCUGGUAUUGGAAGAUCCGGAACGUUUUGUCUCGUCGAUUCGUGUCUGAUUCUGCUGGCCGAAAAAGGCGUCGAAAACGUCAACAUCACCGAAAUUCUGUUGAAAAUGAGGAAUUGUCGUAUGGGUCUGAUACAAACGCACGAUCAACUAAGGUUUUCAUACGUCGCCUUAUUGCAAGGUCUCAAAGUGGAUUGGAACGCUUCUCAUCAUGAUGGUUUGCCAGAGGAGAACUAUUCGACGAACAAAAGCGAAAGAAAUAACGGAGGCGACAGCGAAGAAGAUACACCGCCACCUCUACCGCCACCCAGAGGCGCUUCUCUAGAAAAACCGCUUCCGGGAUCACCAAGCCAGUCUUCAUUGUCGUGCGAUUCUAGCGCCGCCGAAGACAUUUCCGAAGAAAUUGUUAGCGAAAUUGAUAGCGCCAAUGACAGCAGCGACGAUGACGAUGAUGAUGAUGAUGACGACGACGAUGAUUCCGAGGAGAACAACGAAGACGAUGACAAAGUGGCAGAUGGAGAUGCAUCGUCGACCGAAUUGCUGUCCAAAUUACCACACGUUGGAGACGUCAGCGUGCAACCGCAACCACCAUCAGCGCCAGCGUCCGCGUCGUCCGAGUCGAGAAAACGAAAACACGUCGAAACGGAAGAUAAAUCGAGAAAAAUAUACGAAAAGUUGCGCGAAAUGAAGAAAAAACAAGGAGACGCCGAAAAAUGGAAAAAGCAAAGGUCUAUAUUGGUUAAUUUAACAUUGGGAGCGAGCGUCGUUGCUAUAUCCGGCGUAAUAAUCGCCUACUUUUGGUACGGAAAAAACGCGUAACUCAAAUCACGAUCAGCAUAGAGAUCGAGCGCGAUUUUUUCUACGUACUUACCACUUGUGCCAGCGUCGUUAUGACCGAUACCCUCAAUCGACGUCGGCACCUCUGUGCAGUCAUUUGAAAUCUCUCUUUGUACCAUGUACCUAGACCUAUUCGCAUAAUAUCCGCCUACAGCGUGUGUAGAAAUAUCGACUACCCCGAAAAAAGUUUUGCGUUGAAUAUUUCGGUUGGUCACAGUGAACAACAAUAACGAUAACGUGUGAUUGGUUCCAUUCAUAUGCGUCCAUUUCACGUUUCCAACCGAUAUUUUUUACGAAAAAACCUUUUUUCGGGGUAUUCGGUACUUCUGUGCACCCUGUCUAUAUUUGGGUAUCGAUAUAGUUACAUUAUGUAUAGAGCGAAUGCUCUUUCGUACGCAUUUUGAAAAACUCGAGUAGGAAGUAGGUACAAGGUACAGGUAUCAUGUUGAAAUCGAAAUAACAUAUUUUUGUACAUAAUCGGUUAUUUAAUGACUGGAACGUUUCAAUUUUUUGGAUUUAUUUUUGUGGCCUUGCCGAUUUUCGUGAUACGUUAAUCGUUCUACAACAUUACGUAUGUUAAGCAAUUAUUUUUGUACCCGAUAUUUUGUAAUUUUAUAUACACAUACGUAUACAUUAUACAUACCUCUAUUUUAUGUACAGUUUUUUUUUUUUUUUUUGGUAUUCGUUCCCUUUCCUGUUGUUUCUUUCUCCCUGUAUGUUUGUGUCGCUCUUCCUGUUCCUCCGAAUGCGUUCGUUUGACAUUCCAGUAAAGUCUGAAAGAAGUAAAAUGAAAAAUUGUUCGCGUUUUAGGUUUAUGCAAGGAGAUUGAUAACUGAUAAGAAAUGAACGGCGGCGAGUGUAAUCGGAUCGCGCGAUAUAUGGAGCUUUUUUCACAUACCUACUAUUAAUCGAGUUGUCGAGUUGCGAUCUGAAGUUUUUUGUGAUAUAUGCAACUACGUACCUCCUAUUUACGUUACGUUACGCUACGUUACAUUUUACGUUUAUUGUGUAAUGUGUACCUAGACCUACUCGAUGUAUAUUGCAUACAGUGCAUACUGACACGACAUAAUUACAAUAAUAUUAUUUUAACCCACA